AUGUCCAACCAAGUCGUCAAGCAGAUCCUCAAGAAGUUGGAUCAGUGGCCCAUGGACUCUGUGAAGCAUUAUGCCUCUUUCCGAGACACCAUGAUUGAGCAUUACGAGCCCAUGGUCAACCAGACCCCCACAAAGACCGAGCAGGCCUUCCUGGAGAAGCAGAACGAGGCUUUUGGCGUUCUCCUCAGCGACAAAUACAUGAAGAAGGACUCAGUAGACAUAUUCAGCUUCUCGUUGGGCAUCUGCAAAAAACCGAUGUUGCGUGCUCUGUGUCCAUAUGUGCCCUAA
Yarrowia lipolytica CLIB122 is the source of this 288-nucleotide messenger RNA. The record is from RefSeq and is a predicted model, not a curated record. Lineage: Eukaryota; Fungi; Ascomycota; Dipodascomycetes; Dipodascales.